AUGCCACACACAUUUUUGUCCCAACCCCAGCUGUCACACCUGCUCGCUUCUUUUAUGCAAAUUACACCAUGGGUUAACUAUGUCCGACGAUUUUCAUUCACCACAUCGCACACACCUGCCCCGGAGCAAAUUAUACCCAAUGAAGCCAACCGUGAAACUGAUGCAUUGCUGUACAACGAACUUUACAAUGGAGGCAAAUGUCUGACCCAACAUAAGAGACUGGGAAUUCGGUUGUGGAAUAUGGCUUGGUGGUCUGUUUAUUCAUUCGCAACUACUGUAACUUUCACUCACCAAGCAAACAAUGUGAAGACCCGGAUUUCCAGCACAGAGAGGGUAAUGUUUAGAUAUGCUGGUAUUGCAUUUCGUUAUCCAUUUGAACAGCAUGCCUGCCAAAUUCCG
Dicrocoelium dendriticum is the source of this 399-nucleotide messenger RNA. The record is from the annotation of a GenBank genome assembly. NCBI's taxonomy places the organism in Eukaryota, Metazoa, Platyhelminthes, Trematoda, Plagiorchiida, Dicrocoeliidae.